AUGACUUCUAGUUUUCAGGAUACGGUUUUGGAUUUCGAUUUAAAUUUUCUCCAACAACCAUCAAUCAACGCUGAGAUAGAAAGCAAGUUAGAGAAACAGAAGAAAGCUAUUCUAAUAGCUAAAAAGAAGACAAUUGCUACUGAUUCACUCAUUAGGAAAUAUUACGAGAAAAAAGAACAGUUAGAUCAGACAGAAAUAAGAUUGUUGGCAUCAAAAGAGGAAUGUAAACAAAUUUGUAUAGAUUAUAAAAAUUCAGUAGAAAAAUGUACUCAACUGGAGAAGGAUGUCCAGCUUUUACAAAGCCGAUAUUCAGAAAUGGAACAGAAUUACAUUAUGUCACAAAACCAGGUUGAAGCUAUGAAGUCUCAUGCCAGGCAAUUACAGGAUUUAGUGAAAGAGAAUGAAACAACAAUUGAAUCAAUGAAAAUAGAUAAUGGUUUAGAAAAAAGUAACAUAAAAGAUAUAGAAAAGAAAUUUGCAUCUCUACAAAAAGAACAUGAUCAAGUUUUGAAACAGUUAUCUCUGGCAUGUGUUAUAGCUUUAGGAAAGAAAAAACUCCAAAAUCAUCACAAAAAUAUUCUCCAAAAGUAUGUAAGCACUAAUGAUGAUCAAGAUGAAGAUGAUGAUGAUUCUUUAUCAGAGAGUAGUGAAGGGACUGAUUUCUUCGAAGCAUCACCUGAUUCACCUUUAUACACCGUCAUUGAGAUAUGCCCCGAAGUGGAUGAGACAAAAGAGGCUGAUAUCAAUAAUGAUGAAAAAGAAUCUAUUAAACAAGAUGUGAGAAGAAUGCUAGAAGAUCAUGAAUCAGAUUACAGUAAUGGUGUGGUCAGUGAAGAUACAGGGAGAGGUUCAUCACUCGCUUUCUCCGAUUCAGAGAAAUGUGUGAACAGUCCAGAUUAUUUUGCAACUAACAGUCCAGCCGUUGAAACUAAUCCUAAAAACAGUAAAACUUUUGCUGACGCAUCAACUAGUACUAGGAAAAAUCCAGAAAUGAUACACAGAGCUACAAGCCCUAUAGCUUUUGAUGAUGAUAUUGAAACAGAUCAUACAUUAUCACAAAUUGUAGUGCAAGAUGAAAACCUUAUCACAGAUUUGAAUUUAAGUGAUACUGCAAAUAUAAAAGAAAAGCCGAAAUUGAUUGAUAUCGCAACAAGCCCAGUUAGAGAUUUAGGAAAAAUUACUAUUGCAACCAGCCCAGUUAGAGAUUUAGGAAAAAUUACUAUCGCAACCAGCCCAGUUAUUUUCAUGGAUACAUCAGAUAUAACUACUUGUACUUCAGACUCCAAUAAGGAUAAUGGAACAAAUAUUGUUCAUAAUGAAGAUAGUGAGAGAAACGAAACAAGAAAUCAUAUUGUAUUUAAUGAUUUAUCAAAUAAUUGUGAACUCGAAAUAAGUGGUAAAUCAAGAAAAGAAAAAAGUUGCUUCGAAAAUCAGAGUAGUAUUGAUACACAAGAAGAAAUUAAUAAUGAUAAUGAAGUAGAAAUGAUAUUAAAUACAAUGAAACUUAGGCAUAAAUUAAUAACUCCCCUUCCUCAAACCCCAGUGAGAUUAAGUAAAAAGAUAAGGAAGCAUCUAGAACCUGUAUACGAAAAACCGAAUGUCGAAAUUCAAAAGCACUCAUGUCCUGAUGCUAUAGAAUUAAGAGAAGAAAAUAAAUUACUGAAAUCAAGUAUAGCCGAUCUUACUAAAGAUAUACUUAACAUAAAAUUCAUAUUAAAAAAACAGUUAUUAAUGCCAGAAUCACCAAAGAAAUCACCUACAACAACAAAUAUAGAAUCAUCGAAUACUAAAUUACAUGAUAAUACUAGUCAACAAUCAAUAAUUACAGUGAAUGAUAGUGAUGAAAAUAUUACGGUAGUGAGUAAUGAAAUUCAAAAUUGUGACGUUACAGUUGAUAUAUGUCCAAUGGAAGUGUCGAAUGAUAAAACAUUAGUUAGGGAUAGUGAGAAACAUAUAGAUUUUGAUGAUGAAUUAUCACCUGGCGUGAUAAGUAGUCAUGAAACUGACUUCGUUCCUAUACUACCUCAGGAUAUUUCAAUAGAAGCUCCUCAAAGAACGUCAUACAUACAAGCAGACAGUCAAAAUAUAAACAGUGAAGAUGUAACAGAAAAUAAUAGCGUUCCUGAAACCAGGUGUGAAGAAUUAACUACCUCUGAAAAUGUUUUUGAAAUAAUAGAUAACCCAGUAUCUAAAUGUGAAAGUGAUAUGUUAGAUAUAAAUAGACAUGACAAACAAAAUGUUGGAAGACAAAAGAAAUUAAGCAGACUCGAUAAACUUAGACGAAGAUUAAUACCGAAAAGUAAAAUAAAGUUUAAACCGCCACCGACACGUAAACGCAAACAUUGUAAAAUUAUCCCAAUAAGCAAACUAAAUCAGUCUGAAACGGUUCUGAAUAAUAAAGUGGCCUUUGAAAAAGCUAUUAAAGUUAUGAAGGAAUUAAAUUUAAAACAGUUAACACCAAAUAAAGAUAUGAGCAGUAUUAAUAAAAAUGUAGAAAUUAAUAAAACGCCAGAAAAGAUCAAUGCGGUUACCAAGGAGAAUAAAAAUGAUGGCGAUGUCAAAAGUUUGUGUAAAGAUAAAAUAGAUGCUAAACAGUUCGUUGUAUGUUUGCCGCGAUUGAAUUUAGAAAAACAAAUGCAGAAUAUCAAAAAAUGUGGCAUUCAACAUGUCGAAAAUACAUUGGGAUCAGUGAAUUCAAGUCCCGAAAAAUAUACUGACGAUAUUGAUACAGCUUCUCCGAAAUCUGUUAGAACGACUCGCAGUAGAAGUAAAUUAGGGGACCAGAGUUACGAUGAGAAUAUUCUAAGUUUAAAAUCGCCGAGAAAGGUUACAGAAGAAGUUGCGGAAGAAAUAAUAAAAACACACGAUCGAUCGGAGAAAGUACGGAGAAGAUUAAAACGGGUAGCGUCAGAUAGUUCAGAUGUUAGUUGCAAGAGAGUGUUGCGAAGUUCGUUAAGAGAUUCGCGAAAUAGCAUAGAAGAUAAUAAUGUAAGUUUAGCUGAACUUGCUAGUCCAAGAAGGACCAACAACACGAGUAAAAUAAAAAGUCCCAUAAAUAGGAGUUCGUUAAGAAAUUCGCGAAAUAGCGCAGAAGAUAAUAAUGUAAAUUUGGCUGAAAUUACUAGUCCAAGAAGAACUAAUAACACGAGCAAAAUAAAAAGUCCCAUAAAUACAAAUUCGUUAAGAGAUUCAAGGAAUAGCAGAGAAGAUAAUAAUAUAAGUUUAGCUGAACUUGCUAGUCCAAGGAGGACCUAUAGCACGAGCAAAAUAAAAAGUCCCCUAAAUAGAAGUUCGUUAGGAGAUUCGAGGAAUAGCGUAGAAGAUAAUAAUGUAAAUUUGGCUGAAGUUACUAGUCCAAGAAGAUCUAAUGACACGAGCAAAAUAAAAAGUGCCCUAAAUAGAAGUUCCGAAGAAAAUAAGACAGAUAAAUGUAAUAUAAAUGCUUCGAAUCCAAUAGUGGAAUCUAAUAAUAAUAAUAUUGUUGACGUCACUUACGACUCUCGAGUCAGUGACCCAAGAAAAAGUAUACUUUGCAAGAUGAUAGAGAAAUAUGGAAGAGGUUCAGUGAAAUUCGCUCCAAAGAAAAUUUCAGAAAACAUCACAAAUCAAAUCUACAAAAAAUUAGAGACAGAUAUUGCAAAUAUCAUAAAAUUACCAGCGGAUGAAUCGAAAGCAGCGGCCAAUAAACUGGUCGAGGAACUUCAAGAACUGAAAACGAAACAUUUUAUGUCGGGAUUUAUGAAGUAUUUAAAAGACCCGUUACGCAAACAGGAAUUAUUUAGCAAAGUCACAUUAGCCCCAGCGCCGUGUAUGACGAAAUCUGAACAAAUUUUACUCUACAUUCUGAAGGAAAUGGAAGUCACUACACCAGAUUUUGUUAAUUUGGUUCUGACUCAUAUAGAAUUUUCUUUAUUCCAUCUCAAUAAGACACCUGAAUUCGAUGUUAUCGAAAGCCUGUCGCAUUUCUAUGCACUGACUUGUCGCUACUUCAGACUCAAAACACGUUUGAGACUAUUUCUAUUAGAUGCCAUGUAUUGUUUACAAUUCAAAGUCGUGCCACUCGUUAAACAGUGUUUGGAAGUUUGGAUGCAUAUUCUGCCUUUGGCUCAUAUGGGAAUUGCAAAAAGUCCGCUGGUUACUUGUUUAGUGUAUCUUUUACAUUUCUACAAAUGUGAGGAUCGUUUUAACAGGAUACAGGACAUUAGAAUGAUUUUGAAUAAGAAAUAUUUCUACAAAAUGACAGAUUGGAAUGAACCAAAAAUUUUGGAAAUGUUUAGGAACUGUUUAACGGAAUUAAGAGAAAUUCCGCUGGAGAAAAAAAUGUUACGUUUGGCCUUCAUCAUUCUCGCGAAACGUCAGGGUCCGACAUGGUGUCAGAAGAAUAUUAUCAAGAACAUGUUGACACCUCUUAUAGAACAAGAAAACGUACCAUUAAGGACGAAGAAGUUCUGCGUUUCGUUAUUAGGACCACUUCUGAAGCCUUAUCCUAAAGAUAUGAAAGUUCAUUGCGAAAUAGUUGUUAAUCAACUUCUCGAUAAAUUGGAAAACAAUCCACAAGAUGAUAUGAAGGAAGCUAUAUUUACUAGUCUAAUAUAUAUGAAUAAGCACAACCAAAACCGGGUGACUCGAGCGCUAUUAUCAUGGUCUCCUAAAAAGCCUUCGGAAGAAUUUGAGCAACUUAUGUGUGAUUUCGUUCGGGAAAAGCCGGUCAGAGUUUGGAAAGGAAUCUUAUCGAAAAUAACAUUAUAA
This is a messenger RNA of Danaus chrysippus (African queen), 4749 nucleotides long. The record is from the annotation of a GenBank genome assembly. NCBI's taxonomy places the organism in Eukaryota, Metazoa, Arthropoda, Insecta, Lepidoptera, Nymphalidae.